AUGAAUAAAGACAAUAUUCAAAAUUCUGAUCGAAUUGUAAUUUAUACAAGAAAUUUAAUGAAACAAUUUCCUGGUACAAAGGAUAACAACGAAUUAAUUAGUUCUUUAGAGAAUCUAUUAAAAACGGUGAUACUCAAGUAUAAUCUUGAUUUGGACAUAAUUGAAAUUCCCGAACCAUCACUCUUAGAUCAUAAAAUCACUGAUGAUAGAAGUGAUUACGAAAUCACAGCUAAAUUAUUUCUUUUAACAUCAGAGAAAUCAUUCAUUUCACAAUCAUUAUAUUAUUUAUUUAGAUUACUUGAAUUAGAAAAAUUAUAUGAUGAUAGAUAUAUUGGCAAAUUAGGUGUAAGUGAAUUUAAUAUGAAUAGAUUGAAGAAACUAAUUGAUGCUACAAAGGUUCAACCAAAGAUCGAUCAGAUUAAUAUAAAGAACCUUUGUUCUGUAUCUCGUGAAUUAAUUGAAUUUGGCAAGAAAAAUGAUGUAGAAUUAUUGACUCAUAGUGAUUCUGAUGAGAAUUUUCACAAGAUUAUAAAGGGAUAUACUGAUUCAAUGAAAAAAGCCACCACUGAUAAAGUGUUAGAUGGUUCUGAUGAGAAUGAAUAUGUGCCACAAUGGGUAAUAAAAUAUUCUGUGGAGAUUAAAUGCAAAUUAGAAAAAUUAUAUGAUGAUAGAUAUAUUGGCAAAUUAGGUGUAAGUGAAUUUAAUAUGAAUAGAUUGAAGAAACUAAUUGAUGCUACAAAGGUUCAACCAAAGAUCGAUCAGAUUAAUAUAAAGAACCUUUGUUCUGUAUCUCGUGAAUUAAUUGAAUUUGGCAAGAAAAAUGAUGUAGAAUUAUUGACUCAUAGUGAUUCUGAUGAGAAUUUUCACAAGAUUAUAAAGGGAUAUACUGAUUCAAUGAAAAAAGCCACCACUGAUAAAGUGUUAGAUGGUUCUGAUGAGAAUGAAUAUGUGCCACAAUGGGUAAUAAAAUAUUCUGUGGAGAUUAAAUGCAGGGGAAUAGUUGCCAAUAAAGGUAAAUCUGAAUCUAAUAAUAGAAAAGAUUUAAUAAUUGGAGGCUCAUUGUCGUCUUGCUCAUCUUUUGAACUAUCUUCCGGACCUUCGCAUUCCUCUCCUUCCUCUUCUACUUCGAAUAUUAGCCAUAAUGAACCAAAGAUUUGGACAUUAAACAAUUUUGAUAUUGGAUGUGGACUUGGUAAAGGACAACUUGGACGUGUUUAUCUUGCAAGAGAGAAGACUAGUGGAUAUAUUGUCGCAUUGAAAGUAAUGUCUAUAUCAGAAAUUAUUGAUGCCAAGGCUGAAAAACAAUUAAGAAGAGAGAUUGAAAUACAAAGUAAUAUAAGACAUCCAAAUGUUCUACGUCUAUAUGGGCAUUUCCAUAAUGAAACACACGUAUUUCUAAUUCUUGAAUAUGCAGCUAAAGGAGAGCUUUAUAAGCAGUUAAAACAAUGUACUAGAUUUACUGAAAAACGCGCAUCAAGGUAUAUUGCUCAAAUGGCAGGUGCUUUAGCUUAUCUUCAUCAAAAGCAUAUUAUACAUCGUGAUAUCAAACCUGAAAAUCUUUUAUUGGGUUCAAAUGAUGAACUUAAAAUAGCAGAUUUUGGUUGGUCAGUACAUGCUCCCAGUCAAAGACGUAGAACAUUUUGUGGCACAUUGGAUUACCUUCCACCAGAAAUAAUCGAGUAUCAAACUCAUAAUUCAAAAAUUGAUCUGUGGUCCCUUGGUGUUUUGUGUUAUGAAUUAUUGUCUGGCUCUCCACCAUUUGAGGAAGAAACUGGCUAUCGUGCUACAUAUAAAAGAAUUAGGAAAGUUGAUUUUAAAAUGCCUGAACACAUUUCAGAAGAUGCUAAACAUUUAAUUGGAUCGAACAAAUUAAUCACCGAGAUGGACAUUAACGAAUCGUUACUAGAAGAGAAUGAAACAAUUAAAAUCAAAAAAAUAAAUAAUAGACGUGAAAAUAAUAUCACCAAUUGCAAAGUAUGCUUGGAUAAUUCAGAAACAUACUUCACAAAUUUACAUUCUGCAACAGUUUAUAAGUUUAUAAAAUAUGAAAGGAUUCUGGAAACUUAUGGUCUUAUUUAUGUUUCUCUUGAUUUACAAGAGAAACUAAUUCCUUUACAAAAUGUUAAAAUUACUCAAGAUGUAAAAAUUUAUGAAGCUGCAGCAAUUUGUGAUUUUGAAGCAGAAAUUGAUGGCAAAUAUAAAGUUAAAGGUGUUGUGAAAGAAUUGAUUAAGCUGUUGAUGUAA
Entrophospora sp. SA101 is the source of this 2244-nucleotide messenger RNA. The record is from the annotation of a GenBank genome assembly. NCBI's taxonomy places the organism in Eukaryota, Fungi, Glomeromycota, Glomeromycetes, Entrophosporales, Entrophosporaceae.